AUGAUCCAUGGUGGAGUAUCAAGGCUGAAAGUACGGGCGAAGGGACACCAUAAUGUGAGAAAAAAAGGAAAACAACGCACGGUACACCCCGGUAGUGAUCCCCUACGUCAGUGUAGGUGGCUUUCCAAGUCCUAAGUGAGGGAAUGGGGUCUCAGAGUGUGGAAAUACUACGCCAGGGCAUUUGGGCUUCGUUAACAGGCGGCUGGUUCCACGAUCCCCACCAAGAGGUCUUCUGCAACACCUUCCACCUGUAUUUAUGGCUGUACCUCGUCUGCGCGCCCUUCUCCAUCUACCUGUACUGUGGAUGGUGGGUAGCAGGAUGGGUCGCUCAUCUAGUGAUACUUUCGAUAGUGGUGGUGGGGAUCAAGGUGGUCAACCACCUGCUCCACCAUAUGUUUGACACCACCGACUGUCUGGAGGAGGAGCUCACCCCCGCCACCCCCACCACCAACAACGAUAUCAACACGCCCGUCCACCACCCCAACUCUACCCUCCCUACCCAACAGAUGAGCAGCAGUUCCUUUGAGGCCAUCGAGAUGCAGGUGGUGAACAGCAAAGGUGGCGAGAGUGAGACCCCUCCUGUUGGGUGCAGUUCGCGGAACUCCAUCAUGGAGGCUUCAGGCACGCACACCAGUCAACCUCCGGCAACAAUAGACUUAAAAGCUGAUGUUCACCAUAAAGACAGCUCAGGAAGUGAAGAAGGAACGAAGUGCGAGGCUUCUGCGCUACCAGGCACAUCUAACGAAACUCAGGACACAAACACGAGAGAGAAGAGGUCAAAAGGUGGUGUUGGAGGUGGUGUGGGUAUCGUAGGACCAUCCAGUAGCAGCCGUGGCCUGUGUGUGUCGGAGGGCAUGCUGGGCAGUGUUGCUGAGAUCACCGAGACACUAAAUCACUCUACCAUAUCAAAACAUUCACAGUCUUUUGGUUGGUGUGAUGGAGAGGACUCAUCCAUGCCCACUGUCAGUAGCAGUAGUUCCCACAACACAAGGGGGCACAAGCGUCUCCGAAGAAAUGCCGCAUCGGCUGGCUCAAUUGCAACAACUACCCUCGGCGAUGCUCACUCGGUGGACAUUGUCUAUUCUAAAAGUGCCAAAGGGGACAAGGGCAGCAGUGUGCAUUACCGGACGGGUGCUCAUCACGGCAGUACCUCCCUGGGGCUGGAGGGGGUCUCUGGAGGGGUGACUGCCGUCUCCUCCACCACACCAUCUCCAUCAUCACUUCCUUCAGCAGCCGAACCUCCAUCUCACCCUGUCAGCUUAGAGGUAAUUAUUGGCGAGGACAGUGGCAGGCGGCACCAACAGCAUCACCACCACCAUCGUCACCACCACAGUCGGCACCACCACCACCAUCAAUCCCACCACCGCUACCACCAACAUCCUCCCCAUCACCACAGUCGAAAACUCUCUCUUGCGCCCACCUGUGGCUCUGAGCUGGGUAACAUUUCUGUUAUCGAGGAGCGGAGCAAUACCUGUGAUAACAAUACUGGAAGCUGUUGCAGUGUGAAUAGUGAGGGUGAGACAGAUGAGGAGGGUCCAACCAAAGGAUCGCAUUCACCUCUGCUAACACGCCACCAGAGUCUCGAGGGGAAAAGUUCGGGGGGGCGCAGGGUCCGCUCCGGCAACACAAGGCUGGCACCCACGCCUCGAAACUCGGGCCGUGCGUACCAGCCUCUCGUGUUCCGCAGCAGCUCUGCCAUAGCCAAGUUCCGAGAUAAGCCCAAGGUGGAAGGAGAUAAUUUCAAAGUGUGCACACUCACAUUUGAAAACAUUUACGCAGACGACGAGAGCAGUUCUGAUACGCUAAGUGUUGUGAAGAUGUCUAGCAGUUCGGAUGAGACAUUGAGCAGCGUAGCAGAUCAGUUUAGUCUUCAUAGACAGUCCCUAGGUAACCUUGACUGUGAUAAUGUUAACUCUAAGUGCAGUGGGAAUGGCAACUGUGAUGAGGGAGGGGGCAGCAAAAAGAAUGCAAGCUGUGAGGGCCUGGAGCUAACCCACCACCACAAGAAUUGUAGCAGGGAAGUGAAGUCGUGGACAUGGAGGAAACCUCAACCAUUCCACAACACACUGGAGAUGAACCGCCAUUACCAGAGCAGCAGAGGCACCAUGGUGGCUGACUGGCUCUUGAUGCCCAGCAGUCCACACAUCGAGUGUAGUGGUGCUGUCACACCACAAAGUCUUGAAGUGAGGCGGAAAGGACCAGAAGUAAUCAGCAUGACGAGUUCAGCUGUAGUACCAGUCUCUUCGAGUGCGGGACGGAGAGGCUCCAUAUCACCACCAGUCUCUGCAAGUGGGACAACUUCAAGAGACCAGGACAGAAGUAAUCAGGAAGGGCCAAGUGAACCAGAUCCAUUGCCACGUGUAACAGUAGGGCCGAGGGGUGGACGAGAUCUACCCCUUUUGUCUUCGGAAACACGUCACCAUUUACAGUUACUAAGCAUAGGGGCUCCUCAUAACCCUCUCCAGCUCUUCACAAAUGCUUUCUUUGAGCGAAGACGCUCUAGCAACCGUCCGGGCACUGCAGCAGGUUCCAUCAUCACCUCUGAGGCCCUUGGGAAUAUAAGCUGGCCUAGUGGACUUGACAUGGACUUGGACCGUGGUCUCUCAGCCAACAAACUCAAGUUCCCAGUUACUGCACCUCAAACAAUACAGUACUAUAAAUUUAAGAUUUGUGGGAAGAAGUCUGUGAAGAUCAAGUUUGAUAGACUUUUCCUGUUAGCUUUAUUGGACAGGAAUAUUACAGUUCUAGAAAAUUCAAUCUGUAUACUCCUUGCUAUAAUGGUUAGCGUUUUAGGGUGUAUAAUUCUUUAUAAAGAGUUUUAUCAGGAAUUGAGGGUAUUUAUAUUUUGUUUUGUCAUGGCAAGUUGUCAGUACUCAUUGUUCAAGAGUGUACAGCCAGACGCAGCUUCCCCCACCCAUGGUUACAACCGUGUUAUUCUCUACAGUAGACCUGUGUACUUCAUUCUUUGCUGUAGUAUCAUACUUCUCAUACAAUUGUACCUAGAUAGUCAUAGCAACUGGCUCUCUUUCAGCCUCUAUGGCAUUGAAUUUACUAACAGGGAGAUGCAUCAGUGUAGAGAUUUCUUGUUGCUGUUUAUACUGUUCUUCCCACUUAUAUUUAGUCUUGGGCUUUUGCCUCAGGUUAAUACUUUCCUCAUGUACAUUCUAGAGCAGACAGACAUUCAUGUCUUUGGUGGGAACGCAACCACAAGCCUUACCUCAGCUCUGUAUUGCGUAGGGCGUUCCAUCCUCACUGUGCUCUUCCUCUUUGGAUUUGCCUAUGGUGGCCUCCGAGAGCCUGAAGCUCAGACCCAGCACAUUCUCUACUCCAUAUUUUGCGGCCUAGCAGUUGCCUUCAGCUACCACCUGAGCCGAUCUGCCUCGGACCCCACCACUCUCUGGCGCCUCAUCCAACAGCACAUGUGGCCUGAAGAAUUGCGCAGGGAAGCCGGGACCAACAACCCCCAGCCUCCCCAGGAAGCAGAUGAACUGACGGAUCCACUACCAGAAAAGUUGCGCAACACGGUGCAUGCUCGCCUGGUCCAUGAUGCUAUCUUGUGUACGGUGAUAGCUGUGGGGGUGUUCGCCAUACACUCCAGUACAGUGUUCAAAGUGCUCUUAGAUGGGAAAAGCCCAGAUCUAAUAACUGCUCUUUGGAUAUUUGCUACCGUGUUUGGCUUCCUGAACCAUUACAUAAUACCGCAGUUAAGAAAACAGCUGCCGUGGCUAUGUGUGGCACAUCCAGUUUGUAGAACGCAUGAGUACAGUCAAUUUGAAGUUUAUGAUGCUGCCAAAAUCAUGUGGUUUGAAAAAGUGUAUGUAUGGUUGUGUAUUAUAGAAAAAAAUAUUGUUUAUCCAGUACUUUUUCUCUGUGCCUUAACCAAAGAUGCGCCAACGUUGAUAGAAAACCAUGGGCUCAACAUUGGAACGCUAAUGACAGUGAUCUGUGGUGUCAAGUGUCUGCGCAGUGUGUAUUCCCAGCCGGAGUCUCAAUACCUCAUCCUGGCUUUUGCCAAACUUUUCUUUGAAUGUGAUUUUAAGGAUAAAUCCCAGACCUUUUUAGUGGAUUACUUCAUUAUGGGGAUAAUUUUUUCCAGAGUGUAUGAAUUCCUGCUGAAAAUGAAAUUCAUUGUAACAUACAUAGCCCCAUGGCAGAUAACAUGGGGAUCAGCUUUCCAUGCAUUUGCCCAGCCAUUCAGUGUUCCCCAUUCUGCUAUGCUCUUCGUACAAGCUGCUGUCUCUGCUAUCCUGUCUACUCCGCUCAACCCAAUCUUGGGCUCAGCCAUCUUCAUCACCUCCUACAUCCGCCCGAUCAAGUUCUGGGAGCGCGACUAUAACACAAAGCGCGUCGACCACUCCAACACCCGCCUCUCUUCGCACUUGGAGAGGAAUCCAGGUUCGGAUGACAACAACCUCAACUCCAUCUUCUAUGAACAUCUGACUAGAUCACUACAGCACUCCCUCUGUGGAGACCUCCAGAUGGGUCGAUGGGGAGCAGCCAGCCAGGGAGACUGCUUUGUUCUUGCCUCGGAUUAUCUCAAUUGCCUUGUACACAUCAUUGAGCUUGGCAAUGGUCUUGUGACAUUCCAAAUGCGUGGGCUGGAGUUCCGUGGCACUUAUUGUCAGCAGCGAGAGGUUGAAGCUAUCUCAGAGGGUGUUGAGGAGGAUGCAGGCUGCUGCUGUUGUGAACCUGGCCACUUGCCCCACCUGCUCAGUGCCAAUGCAGCCUUCAACCAGAGAUGGUUGGCCUGGGAGGUCACAGCCACAAAAUAUGUUCUGGAGGGUUAUUCCAUCUCAGACAACUCUGCCGCCUCCAUGCUCCAGAUAUUUGAGCUGCGGAAGAUUCUCAUCACAUACUAUGUGAAGAGUAUCAUCUUCUAUGUAGUAAGAUCGCCAAAGCUGAAAGAAUGGUUAGAAAAUGCCGAAAUUAAUGCCUCGCUCUCACACACACGAGAUAAGAAAUUCGUGGACCUUGAUCCCAUCUUCAACCUCAACAUAGAUGAAGAUUAUGAUUUCAAGGAAUCUGGUAUUACCCGAACCAGCUUCUGCAACGUCUACCACGAAUGGAUUGUCUAUUGCGUCACCAGGAGAGGAUCAGGCAAUGGUCAAGAAGCCAUUGAGAGUGGGAGGGAGUCACAUCUCAUCUCCCUCUGUCUGGCUCUCAGUUUGUUAGGACGACGUGCCCUGGGCGCAGCAUCCCACAACGCAAUGUCAAGUGUGGAUUUCUUCCUCCAUGGCCUCCAUGCACUCUUCAAGGGGGACUUCCGUAUCACGUCCAUGAGAGACGAGUGGGUGUUCACGGAUAUGGAACUACUGAGGCGUGUGGUUGCUCCGGGAGUGAGGAUGAGUCUCAAGCUUCACCAGGAUCAUUUCAUGCUUCCUGAUGAGUACGACAACCACGAGUCUCUCUAUAAUGCCAUCCUUGAGCAUGAGGCCCAGCUAGUCAUCUCCCAUGAGGGAGACCCCACUUGGCGCAAUGCCGUCCUCUCUGGAAAGCCUUCCUUGUUAGCCCUCAGACAUGUGAUGGAUGAUGGUGCCGACGAAUACAAAAUCAUAAUGCUCAACAAACGGCACCUGUCCUUCCGCGUGAUCAAAGUGAACCGAGAGUGUGUGCGGGGGCUGUGGGCCGGUCAGCAGCAGGAGCUUGUGUACCUGAGGAACAGGAACCCCGAGAGAGGCUCCAUCCAGAACGCCAAGCAAGCCCUUCGCAACAUCAUAAAUUCCUCGUGUGACCAGCCCAUUGGCUACCCAAUCUAUGUGUCCCCACUCACCACAUCUUACGCUGACACCAAUGACCAGCUGAAGGCCAUCUGUGGUGGGCCAAUUAGUCUGACGCUUAUAAAGGAGACGAUCAUUGGUGUUUGGAAGAGGGUGCGGCAGCGUUGUGGUGAAGGGUGUUCAAGUGGCAGCUCAGGUUUGAACAAUGAAUGUGGGCGGGUCGCUGACCCUCAUCAUAAUACCAUUCCACUUCACCAAGUGCUUACAACAGUUCCUCCAAGCCUUGGAUCUGGAGGCAGUCAGGAUGGCUCGCAGGUUGGGGGCCUUAGCCUGGUAACAGCCACAGGCAGCCUCGGCCAUGGGAGUCUUGGGCGCGGAGGGUCCCUUUCAAGAGGCUCUCUGCAUGCCAACCGGGGAUCCAUCGUUUCCACAGUGUCAUCGAUUGUUGGCCCAACUAACAAGCAGUCAACAUCUACUCUGGCAAGUCUAGCUGGCCUCCUUUCUGAUACCACAGCUGGGCUCUCCAGGUUGGACCCGAGAGACAGAGACGGACUGAGUGAGGGAUCAGCCAGUAGCAAGGACAGGGACUGGAGUGCACGUGACGUCUCUCUCCACAGUGGGAGAGAUGCCGGCUCCAUACACAGCGGGCGGGAAGGGUCACUCCACAGUGGGAGAGAAGGGUCCUUGCAUAGUGGUAGGGACAUUUCUCUCCAUAGUGGAAGGGAAGGCUCACUUGUAGGAGGGGAGAAGAGGGUGCGUGCAGGGAUAUCAGCCAGUAGUCGCAGUACACCCACCUCGUCCUUGUCCACUCCUGCCCGUGAAGUUCCUCCAGUGCCCUCUGUGGUGACAGCGAGAGAGGUGCAUUUAAGAGAGACUGGCUGGGAUGCCUCGAGCUUAAGGGAAGAAUGUACAACACUGCAUGAGGAAAGUGAAGAAAAAUUUACCACUCCACCCCCAGACAAGCAUGUGCAAAGAGUGAGGAUAAUAGAUGCCAACCAGGUCUAUGACACCUUAAACCUGGGUCGGCGCAUUGACGUGGUCUGGCCUGAUGAAAGCAUGAGGAAGCGUGGUGGGCGGAGCUUCUGGGGACACUGGGUUCCCAUUGAGGGUAUGGAAGGGUCGGUGGUGCAUACUUGGACCCCACACCACCCAGACCCCCGCCUUCGUUCGCAUGUGGACCGUGUCAUCCUCCUUGUUCAGAUUGAGGACAAGUUCGUUCCAGUGGCCCAGAGCGCCGUGCAGGAUCUUGGUGCCGAGGUUUAGUUGGGACCUAAUGACUGGAGGUAUGGGCUAGUCGAAGGUAUGAUCUGGAGGUGUGGGCUGAUUGAGAUCAUAAGCCGAAGGUGCAGGCCAACUGGAGGCAUGUGCUGGCUGAUAAUAUAGGCCAGCUAGAGGUAUAAACUGGGACAAGGUGGUAGGAAAUAGAAGCCAAGAAAACUAGGCCAGCCAAAGAAAGAAGUGACUUUUGCUAAGGUGUUCAGUUCAGUCCUAGUGCAUUUAAUGUUACUGAGAGUAGUAGGUCGUUUAACUGUAGAUCCGAACAAGAAGCUGAUUGGGAAUGAUUAAUUGGAUAUUCUGUCUGUCUGCAUUUUUUUUUUCUUUAUUCUUGUGGCAGGCUGGUUUUAUGCAUAAUGUGGUUAAUUAGUAAUUUUUGAAAUAGUUGUUAUUAUUAUUUGUUAUCUUUCAUUUUUAUAUAUUUUUCUACAGCAGUUAAUUUUGUACUAAGAAUAUGAUUCUGAUUUACAAUGUGAAGCAUUUUGCACAGCAGAUGCAUGAAGUGAAAGUGUCAUUUUCUUUUUUUCUUUCUUGUUCUUUUUUGGGGGGAAAGAUACUGAAAAAAGUCCAUUGCUGGAAUAGUAGAAUUCCUCAUGCAGUCAAACUUUUUGUUGCACAAUCGGAAGGUAUAACGACCAAAAUCCCAUUGACAUUUUAGAGUGUUUCUAAAGAAUAUGGUGAAUGGUAGUGAAUGGUAUAUCAAAGCAGCCAAGCAAAAUUUGUUUUGGACCAAAAUUUGUUGAGGAUUUUUGACCAGUAGUUUGUCAACCAAUAAUUAUAAAGAGAAAAGAUUGUACAUACUGAUUUGUUUUUGGAAAUUUUAAACUUUUAUAAUAAUCAGUAGGUUGUAUUUCUCUCAAGCACAUUGCCUGAUGCCUGUACUAGGUUUCAAGUGUUCAGCAAAAUUGGAAACCGCAGUACCACCUUCAUUUUUCAUUUCCUUUUCUAGCAAUUUUAUGCAAGUGCAUUUUCGAUUACACAAGAAUUUCACUCAAUUUUUUUUAUGGAUAUAGACAUUCAUGUGGAAUGAGAUGUGAAUUGAGACAUAUAUUUGGAAAAUUUCUGAAACAUUUGUAAAAAUGUGUGUAGGCAAAUCAAACACACACACACACACACACACACACACACACACACACACACACACACACACACACACACACACACACACACACACACAC
This is a messenger RNA of Penaeus vannamei (Pacific white shrimp), 8170 nucleotides long. The record is from RefSeq and is a predicted model, not a curated record. Lineage: Eukaryota; Metazoa; Arthropoda; Malacostraca; Decapoda; Penaeidae.